GACCGAUGUUGCUCAUCUCUUCAAUCGAAUCUCAUCUGUGUGUCCGAUUGCAUCAGUAUUUUUCGUCCACCCUCUAGUGUACAUCCCGUCAAUCUCCCCUUUCCCAGGUCCACUUCCCAGGCGAGACAGCCAAGACAUGGCAGGCAGGCAGGCAGGCAGAUCUGCAGACAGGGAGCCGGCAGUGAUUCCAUCCAUCAGGCAAUCCAUCGAUUCGAUAGACCAACACACAACAUGACAUCCCAUGACAUGACAGCCCCCCCCGUCCUCCGCAGCUAUCAUUUAUCAUUGGAAGAGUCGUUUGAAGAUGGCCGUGAUGCCGUCGAGCACCAGUGCAUAGUCGAAGCCCGUCAGACUCCGCUUCUUGCCGGCAGCUGUGCCGCGGUUGAUCUGGUACGGGCACUCUGCCGCCACUGCGGCCGCCACAGCGGCGGCAGAUGAUGCAUUGGGGUCUUCGAAGGCACCCGGCAUCAGCUCACGCAGCUGCAUAAAAAUAGCCAAAAGAGCAAGGCAGCAUAAGAGCGAACAUGACUUCUUUCUUGUACCAACCCGUGUGAACGCCCCAUUUUCCAAACAGUGGUGCAGCUUGACGCCCUGCAGGAAGGCGUGCCGGUUGAGGUGGUUGUUGAGGGUCACGGCCGCGUCUCGGAUGACACGGGCAGCGCGCACGUCGUCUCCCUCGCAAGCCAACUGCUCGGCCACGGGCAGGACGACCUCCAGUGCCCUCUUGAGAUCAAACGGCCUUGUGGCCGAUUCCAACAUCUGCAGAUAGAUGAAUAAGCACACAAGCCAUCUCUGUGUGUGUCAUCUCUGUCUGCAGGCCUGCGUUGCCUGUAUUCCCAAAUUCAUGUCCGUUUGCAUGGCGUGAAGAACGGCACGAGCGAAGGCGAGAUGGACAUCGUCUUCGGCCUGAUCCAUCAACGCCACGGCAACGUCACCGAAGGUCAAGCCGAAGGUCAGCAGCUGCCCCGACCCCAUGCGCUGUGACACGAUCGCCAGGACACGGUGCUUUGGCCCAUCGUCGAGCAUGCCAAAGGCCUGGAUGUUGGGCUCGACAGACUCGGCGACAGCAGCAGCAGCGGACCGGAUCAGGCCAUCGUUCAGGGUGGUCUCCUGGAAGUUGAGCCAGGCCACGAUGGUCUUCUCGGCCUGGCGGGGAAGGAAAUCCUGAUAUGUCUUGAACUGACGAACCGCAGCCCAGACAAAGGAGAAAGGUCCGCAUGCCGAUCGUGUUACGUACCUGUUUGGCCUUGUGUUUGGUGGUCUCCUUCUUGUGCCACGACAGCAGCUGAAACGUCAACUCGCUCUCCCUCUCCAGCUGCAUUCAACACACAGACAGAGACGCAAACACACGGCAGCGAGAAGAAUGAUUUGGUGUGGGGAUGGCCAUGUGUGUAUGUCUUUGGAUGCGUACGAAGUCCAGGAUGGCCCGUGUGGGCUCGAAGUCUACCCCCACUUCCAGCACGGUAUCCCUGUAUCCCCUCCAGUAGUCGCGCAAGAAGCUGCGGCUCUUCUGACCGCUCCCUGCACACACGGGUAUAUAAGACACAACGAUAUGUCUUUUCCUUUCCCGCUUUGUGUGGAUGUGCAUACUCAGGAUCUGGUCGUGUCGUGACGCGCGGCUGGACGUGGCGGCCCCUUCCCCCUCGUCCACCGCCAUCUGCUGCUCCUUCAACAACUGACAAGGGAGGGAAACGGAUGAAUGAUCCCUGCCCAUGUGCGGAUGCAAACCAUUGCAAACGGACCUGUUUGGCCCGCUGUUCGAUCUGGUUGACGGCGUAGCGGUUGGGGCGAAGGUCGUCGAGGUGCAGCGGCUGGCGCGGCUGGGGCGACAUGGCCGUCUGCUGGGGGUUGGACUUGAUCAGUUUCUUCAUCGGACUGUACUCAUAUGUCUGCAUUCACUCACAGACACACAGCCAGCCAAACCAGCCAUGGGAUGCGUGGGGAUGAAUGCAUGCCGUGCUUACAUUGCCGCUGGGGGUGACGACGGGGCGUCGGAGCGGCUGCAGUGUGAUGGGACACCUCCAAAUGUCCUCGGGGAACUCCUCAUCGGGCACCUCGGCAAGAAACUUGCUAACGCCAGGGUCCACACGAGCCAGGCACUGCAUGCAUCAACAACACAUAUCAGAUGCAUCAAGAGAAGACCGUGGGAUGCCACGCACGAGCUGCACGGCGUAUGCAAUGAGAAGAAGGAGUCGUCCAUGCAGAAGCUACCUGGCUCAAGCGCCUGCGAUGCGCCCCAGCGGCGGCCGCCUUGGGGGCAGCCCACCUGGGCAGUUGGGCCAUCCAAACUGAUGAAAU
Vitrella brassicaformis is the source of this 2298-nucleotide messenger RNA. NCBI's taxonomy places the organism in Eukaryota, Vitrellaceae. The record is from the annotation of a GenBank genome assembly.